CCUGAGACUGCAGACCUCCGACUUAGGCAUCGCUGCAAGAUCCGGAGUACGCCCGAGGACCUCAGAAACCAUGCCGAAACCACACAGCGAAGCAGGGACUGCCUUCAUUCAGACCCAGCAGCUCCAUGCAGCCAUGGCUAAUACCUUCCUGGAACAUAUGUGCCGCCUGGACAUUGACUCCGCACCCAUCACCGCCUGCAACACUGGCAUCAUUUGUACCAUUGGUCCUGCCUCCCGGUCUGUGGAGAUGCUGAAGGAGAUGAUCAAGUCUGGAAUGAAUGUGGCUCAUCUGAAUUUCUCUCAUGGAACUAAUGAGUAUCACGCAGAAACUAUCAAGAAUGUGCCAACAGCCACAGAAAGCUUUACAUCUGAUCCCAUCCUCUACCGGCCUGUUGCUGUGGCUCUGGACACAAAGGGACCUGAGAUCAGAACUGGACUCAUCAAAGGCAGCGGCACUGCAGAAGUGGAGCUGAAGAAGGGAGCCACCCUGAAGAUCACCCUGGACAACGCCUACUUGGAGAAGUGUGAUGAGAACAUCCUGUGGCUGGACUAUAAGAACAUUUGUAGGGUGGUGGAGGUGGGCAGCAAGAUCUACGUGGAUGACAGGCUCAUUUCACUGCAGGUGAAGGAGAGUGCUGACUACCUGGUGACAGAGGUGGAGAACGGUGGGUCCUUGGGCAGCAAGAAGGGGGUGAACCUCCCCAGAGCUGCUGUGGAUCUCCCUGCUGUCAGAAAAGGACAUCCAGGACUGAAGUUUGGAGUGGAGCAGGAUGUAGACAUGGUGUUUGCCUCUUUCAUCUGCAAGGCAGCCGAUGUGCAUGAGGUUAGGAAGGUCCUGGGAGAGAAGGGCAAGAACAUCAAGAUCAUCAGGAAAAUUGAGAACCAUGAAGGCGUCCGCAGGUUUGAUGAGAUUUUGGAGGCCAGUGAUGGGAUCAUGGUGGCUCGUGGUGACCUGGGCAUUGAGAUUCCUGCAGAGAAGGUCUUCUUGGCUCAGAAGAUGAUGAUUGGACGAUGCAACCGAGCUGGUAAGCCUAUCAUCUGUGCUACUCAGAUGCUGGAGAGCAUGAUCAAGAAACCUCGCCCCACCCGUGCUGAGGGCAGUGAUGUGGCCAAUGCAGUCCUAGAUGGAGCUGAUUGCAUCAUGCUGUCAGGAGAAACAGCCAAGGGGAACUACCGUCUGGAAGCUGUCCGCAUGCAGCACCUGAUUGCCCGUGAGGCAGAGGCCGCCAUCUACCACUUGCAGUUAUUUGAGGAGCUUCGCCAUCUGGCACCUAUUACCAACGACCCCACAGAAGCUGCCACCGUAGGUGCCGUGGAGACCUCUUUCAAGUGUUGCAGUGGGGCCAUUAUCGUCCUCACCAAAUCUGGCAGGAGUGCUCACCAGGUGGCCAGGUACCGCCCAUGUGCUCCCAUCAUUGCUGUGACUCGAAAUCCCCAGACAGCUCGUCAGGCCCAUCUGUACCGUGGCAUCUUCCCUGUGCUGUGUAAAGAUGCGGUACAGGAUGCCUGGGCUGAGGAUGUAGACCUCCGUGUGAAUUUGGCCAUGAAUGUUGGCAAGGCCCGAGGCUUCUUCAAGAAGGGGGAUGUGGUCAUUGUGCUGACUGGGUGGCGCCCUGGCUCUGGCUUCACCAACACCAUGCAUGUCGUGCCUGUGCCUUGAUGGCCCUCUGGAGCCCCUCUUCUAGCCCCUGCCCCAUCCCCUCCCCCAUCCCAUCCAUUAGGCCAGCAAUGCUCUA
Cricetulus griseus (Chinese hamster) is the source of this 1736-nucleotide messenger RNA. Lineage: Eukaryota; Metazoa; Chordata; Mammalia; Rodentia; Cricetidae. The record is from RefSeq and is a predicted model, not a curated record.